GUAAAGCGAGAAACUUUAGAUACGCUUGCGCAUGGGCUGUGUACAUUUAAGAUAAGCAUCGGCGCUGGUUCAACUGACAUGCCACAUGCCACAGUGUGGCACAGUAGGCAUUCAGUUCAGUGCAGCUGCGGCUGGCCGAGCGUGCGGCAUGUGCGUCAAGUCGCAAAGUUUCUGGGAGCGGCACGAGCUGAAGUUCUACAGGUAUGGCCACAUCUAUGCGAGCAUCUGCGGCCAGGUGAUCAUAGACUAUGCGCCGCAGCGACCGAUGCGAGCGCCGUUCAAGUCGCUGCUCAUCGCCUAUAGCCACGUGCUGAGCCUGCUGCUGGUUGUCGUCCUGCCCGGCUACUUUGGCUACAAUUACCGCGCGCUGACCGCCACGGACGACCGCCGCAUGCAGCUGGUGCUGUACGUCGGGUUCGCCAACACGCUCAUCAAGUACGCCACCGUGAUUGUGACCUAUGUGGCGAACACCUGCCACUUCGAGGCCAUCAACCAGCGCUGCUCGCUGCAGCGCGCCCGCCUCCAGGCGGCCUUUGCCGCCAGGUACCGUGGAUCCGGUUGGCCCAAGCACAGCUUCGAGCUGUUCAUGUACCUAAAAUUCGUGCUGAUUAACCUGAUGAUGAUUGUCCAGAUCUGUGCGAUAUUUGCCGUUGCCCGCAUCGACUCAGAUACAGAGUCAGACUCCGACUCAGACUCCGUCUCCGACUCCGACUCGGCUGCAGCAGCCCGAGGAAGGCGACUGCGUAUUCAGUUCGCCAUCUACGGCUUCGUCCUGUGGAACUAUACGGAGAGCAUGGCCGACUAUUUCUACUAUGUGAGCAGCUGUGUGCUGCUGUACUUUCGCCUGCUGCACAUGCAGCUGCAGGCCGAGCUCGAGCAGCUCAGGCGACUGGGCCGCGGCAGGCUGUUGCUCUACGGCUGUCGGCUGUGCGAUCGGAUUGGGUUGCUGCGGGAGCGCUACGCCCAGAUACACGGCCUGUAUGCGGACAGCUUUCGGAUGCAUCAGUUCCAGCUGCUGGGCCUGAUGCUGACCACGCUGAUCAACAAUCUGACCAAUCUGUUUACCAUCUUCAAUCUGCUGGCGACGAGCUCGCGCGCAUUCGUCUCCUUUCCGGUUGCAGUGAGCGGCGUCUAUGCGCUGGCCUUCUAUCUGGACACGUAUUUGGUGUCGCUGGUUGGCGAGUAUAUCAAGAUGGAGCAGACGCGUCUGGCCCUCACCGUUCGGCAGUUCAGUGAAUCUCCAGCGCGGCAGCCGCCAAGCCUGAACCAAGAGGUGCUCCAACCAAACACUGCACAGCAUCCAAUUGGCUGCCAGUUAGCUAACGAUUUGUCACUUGUCUUCCAGUUGGAACAGUUCUCGCUGCUGCUGAUGCACUGCCGCCAGCCAAUGCUCUGUGGCCUGGUGCAUCUGGAUCGUCGUCUCAUCUAUCUAAUUUCCGUGACAGCCUUCUCCUACUUCAUUACGCUCGUCCAGUUUGAUAUUUAUCUGCGCACGCGGCACAACAAAUGAUAU
Messenger RNA from Drosophila arizonae, 1513 nucleotides. RefSeq names its product Gustatory receptor 10a (gene Gr10a). The record is from RefSeq and is a predicted model, not a curated record. Gene Ontology annotation, biological process: sensory perception of taste. Gene Ontology annotation, cellular component: membrane. Lineage: Eukaryota; Metazoa; Arthropoda; Insecta; Diptera; Drosophilidae.